AUCAUCUGUUAUGGAUUUUAUCGCAGUCAGUUCAUUGUCCCUAUCCAUCCAUCUUCAUCCCGACCAGCGCCUUCCACCGCCCCUUCGCCGGCGGCAACAGCCAUUUCUCGCGCCAAUAUGAUCACUUACAUCGUUUCUCUCUAGAUCAUCACCCACGUGGCAGUGGCAUGAGCGUGGUGGUGAGGGACUAACGUGCACACUGGAGUAACGUCACCAUGGAUCCUCCAUCUAAGAGCUGGAGCAUCCACACCAGAUCCGAAAUAAUCGCCAAGUACCAAAUCCUGGAGCGCGUUGGCGCCGGAGCUUACGCUGACGUGUACCGCGGCCGACGCCUCUCCGACGAUCUAAUCGUCGCACUCAAAGAAAUCCACGAUUACCAGUCCGCGUUUCGCGAAAUUGAUGCGCUUCAGAUUCUCCAGGGUUCUCCAAACGUCGUCGUUUUGCACGAGUACUUUUGGCGCGAAGAUGAGGACGCUGUGCUCGUGCUCGAGUACCUAAGGACGGAUCUCGCAACCGUUAUUGAUGACGCGAAGAAGAAGAAGAAUGGACUCCCCGUUGGGGAGAUUAAGCGGUGGAUGAUGCAGAUCCUAUGCGGUGUUGACUCGUGUCACCGGAACAUGAUCGUGCAUCGGGAUUUGAAGCCCGGUAAUCUGUUGAUCGGAGAUGAUGGAAUUCUCAAGUUGGCAGAUUUUGGACAGGCAAGGAUACUUGGGGAGCCAGGAUUUGAUACUUCUGAGGAGAACCCACAAACUUAUGAACAUGAUGGUUCUUCACUCCAAGCAGGGUCUGGAAAUCAAGAGCAGGGAACUGUCCUUCGCGAAGAAUAUUUUAGAGUCUUGGAUGAACUGAAAACAAAGAGAUCUGCAGAGGACAUUGAUAAGGAUACAAACAUUCCUGACGGAAAUACCUCCUGUCUUGCAACGUGCACAACAAGUGAUAUAGAUGAUGACCCUUUGAAAUCUAGCUUUAGUUAUGAAGCAAGGGAGGACGAAGGAGAAGAAGCGGGUUGUCUCACGUCGUGCGUCGGAACUCGUUGGUUUAGGGCUCCUGAGCUGCUUUAUGGAUCCACAAACUAUGGUUUAGAAAUUGAUCUAUGGUCUUUGGGAUGUAUAUUUGCAGAGCUCUUAACACUGGAUCCCUUAUUUCCUGGAACAGCCGAUAUCGAUCAGCUUAGUAGGAUUAUUAAUGUUUUGGGCAACCUCGAUGAGAAAGCAUGGCCAGGUUGUUCCAAACUUCCCGAUUAUGGAAUAAUCUCAUUUAGUAAGGUGGAAAACCCUCCUGGGCUUGAAGCUUGCCUGCCCAAUCGCUCCCCCGACGAAGUGGCUCUAGUAAAAAAGCUGGUUUGUUACGAUCCGGCCAAGAGAGCUACAGCAACGGAGCUACUCCAUGACAAGUACUUUAAUGAAGAACCUCUUCCUGUUCCGGUUUCAGAGUUGCAUGUUCCUCUGAACAGAAAGGGAGAAGAUGAAAACUCACCGUGGCAUGAUUACAAUUACAUGGGUUCUGAUUCUGACCUAGAGGACUUUGGCCCUGUGAAUAUCACAAAAACUGGUACUGGUUUCUCCAUACAGUUUCCAUGAACUAAAGAAUUUAUGGUACAUUGUAUUCUUCAGAUUGCCUCUGCCAUACGUGUUGUUCAACUGGUAUUUUAUUUGCUGAAUGUCACCUGGCAAAUCUGUGGUAAGAAACUGAUAUGAAUUUUUUUUACCCCCUAGAUAAUCUCUGCUAGGGAUAUAUUAUUGAAAAGUAAGCAUAAUGGAUUGUUUUACAAAUGUAACCUUACUUUAUGUAUUAGAGAUUUAGAACAUCAAUUAAAGACUGAAUUUCUGUA
This is a messenger RNA of Arachis duranensis, 1831 nucleotides long. Its product is annotated as cyclin-dependent kinase F-1. Gene Ontology annotation, biological process: protein phosphorylation. The transcript is spliced from 2 exons. Lineage: Eukaryota; Viridiplantae; Streptophyta; Magnoliopsida; Fabales; Fabaceae. Gene Ontology annotation, cellular component: nucleus. Bases 216 to 1580 code for a protein of 454 amino acids. Gene Ontology annotation, molecular function: ATP binding. The record is from RefSeq and is a predicted model, not a curated record.